CUCGCGACUAAAGAUUAUAAGAAAAAUAUAGAGAAAAGAUUGAUUUUCUUCGUCUUUACAACUGGCAUCAUGAAUUCUUUAUCGAGAAUUGUUCGUAGGAAAUUGUACCAGGAGUUGAUUGUACGAUUGCAGUCAACAACCACAACGUCAGCUCCAUCCUCGGAUAUUCAAAUUCCAAAUAGAAUAGAACGAGGUCCAACAGAUAUCUUGAAGGCUUUGGAAAGUACGAUAUCCAGAGAUCAUACAGCAUCACAUUAUAAGUUUCAUGAUGACCCUUUCUUGAUACCGCAAUCAAACAGUCAUAAUCGUUCAUAUGCUUUAGCAAAAGAGUCUGGAAGGAAAACCGCAAUGUGGGUUCGUCAGGAACACCGUGACUUAUUUCAGCAUAAAGUAGCAGAUCCUGAAAUUAAGCCAUUUGUACCACCUCCAAUUUAUACCGAAGAAAGUAAAGUGACAGAAGAAACAUUGCUAUAUGAAAUAUCAAAUGGUAAUGUUGCUAACUCUAUCACGAUAUACGAUUUAUUAAAAGAUGAGAUAACAGUACCAACGAAACAAGCACUCUUGGAAUUGUUGUGUUUUUAUAAUAAUAAUGAACGAAUCAGCGACGAAUGGCUGGAGAAUCGCUGGUAUAGACUCAAUCAGAAACAAAAAAAGACAUGGAUAAGUUAUCCACAAAUUGAAGUAUUGUUCGCAUUUCUGAAGGAACAAGAACCCAAAGUAGCAGCCGCUGCGUAUUCCGCGAUGAUAUGUGGUUUCGCUAAAUAUUCCGAUUCAGAGAAGGCUUGGUGCUUGUAUGAUGAAGUUCAAGGAAAAAAAAUACCGUUAUCCGUCGAUGCAUACAAUGCUAUGAUAUCAUUAAUACCAGUACUAAAACAAGAAGAUUUUAAAUCAAAAUCGUUAAUAAUGGAUAUAUACAGAGUAAUGACUGUAAACGGAAUCAAUCCAAACAUACAUACCUUUAACGCCGUCCUUAAUGUAGCAGCUACUAGUAAAACCAAUCAAGUAGCUCUAGAUUUUACACGCAUUAUACUCGCUGAUAUUGCGAAAUUUAAACUGAAUCCAUCGUUAACUACAUAUUAUUAUCUGCUGCGAAUUUUAAAUAGAUUCGGUGAUGAGUCGUAUAACAGCUUUAUAAAAAUCUUGACAUCUUUGAAGAAUAAAACCAUUACCAUUCAAAAUGAGAAAGAUUUAAAUUUCUUUGUUCUUGCAAUGGAAAUGGCAUCCCAACAGUUUUGUAAUCGACAAGCAGGUGAAAUGGUGAACGAACUUCUUCUUGCUGGUGAAAACUACAAGUUCAUUAGCAACAAUUUAAGAGAAUAUAUCUAUUAUCGAAUGUAUUUGGAAUUAAUUUUGGCAACGGAAGAAUUUGAGACCUUCUUCAAGCUCUACAACAAACUUGUACCGCACGUGACCAUACCGGAACCUACCGUGAUGAAUGCUAUAUUAGAAGCUCUUAAAUUACAUCCCGCGCAGACCGUCACGCAAUAUAUACCAAAACUCUGGUCGCACAUGAUCAUGUUCGGUCAUCUGAACAGGGAAAAGUUAUUGGAGAACAUAUUGUACUUGAUUAGCGUACAUUGUAAACCAGUGUCCGAUUCUCCAUUAAAUGCGCAAUUCGAAGAGAUGGCACUGACUCUUUGGGAUCAUAUACAAACUCAGAAUUCUAAGAGGCUACAGCAUUUUUUGGUAUCUAACACAGUGGUAGGCAAUAUCGUAGUAUUGUUGUUGCGUGGAAAUAAUUUUGACAAAGCGAUACAAAUUAUAUCGUUGUUAGUUCGUUCACCGCACUUAAUUAAGAAUGGCCAAACCAUUACAACGGAGCAUAUAAACGAAAUAUUUGAACUAUGUUUAACACAAGCAUAUGUGCCGGCCAUUUUCACACUUUUGGAAUACGUCACUUUCCACAGUCUAGAAGGAGCUGCAGAAAUGGCUGGAAAGUUGUACAAAACUGUACCUCUUACCUCCAAUCAGGAAAAUAUAUUAGCUAGUUUAGUAGGUAACGAUGUUCUCCAGUUACAGAUCUCUGAUAAGAAUUAGUUUUCGAAAUCUGUUAUAAUUAUAA
Molecule: messenger RNA, 2062 nt
Organism: Cyphomyrmex costatus
Lineage: Eukaryota; Metazoa; Arthropoda; Insecta; Hymenoptera; Formicidae
Product: protein PTCD3 homolog, mitochondrial
Exons: 10
Coding region: 70-2037 (655 amino acids)
Biological process (GO): mitochondrial translation
Cellular component (GO): mitochondrion
Molecular function (GO): rRNA binding; ribosomal small subunit binding; protein binding
Source: RefSeq, a predicted model, not a curated record